AUAAAAUUCUUCAAUCUAGAGUUCCCACUUCCCACUGGGAAGUGUGAGCAUCAGAUUUAUCUCCGCACUUUUGCUGCCGCAAGGAAAUCAUAGAUCCCAAUUUCCGAGUUCUCGGUGUUUCCACGUCGACCCUGCGGCUGCCGUCCGGCCAUCAAACUCGCUGUCGAUCGUAGAGGUGCUCGACAAAAAAGCCUCUAAGAACCGUUGAAGCUAGGAAACAAGAAAAUUUUAGAGUUGUUUAUACCCAUAUGUUCGUAGCUCUAUGAUCAGCAAAAGAUGUGGAGGCGACUAACUGCACUCUCCCAGCGCUUUACUUCAUCAUCUAAACCUUCUCAUCGUCAGAUUCGACCAGCUGAUGGGGGUACACAUUGGCAAGAGUUUUGUUCUGAUGCUCACAAGCAGGCUGAAGGUGGAAUCUCUUCCCAGAAAACGACCCCGUUUAUAGCUUUUGUUCUAGGUGGUCCCGGUAGUGGAAAGGGCACUCAAUGUAUGAGAAUCGUUGAUACCUAUGGGUUUACUCACAUAAGUGCUGGAGAACUAUUAAGGAAAGAAAUGGAUUCCAAUAGCGAAUCCAGUGCUAUGAUUCAGAAGAUUAUGAAUGAAGGAAAAAUUGUUCCAUCAGCGGUGACUGUCAAGCUACUUCAAAAGGCCAUUGAAUCAGGUGAAAAUAAUAGGUUUCUCAUCGAUGGUUUCCCAAGAAGCGAAGAGAACCGCAUAUCAUUUGAGCAAACAAUUGGUGCUGAACCAAAUUUUGUGCUUUUCUUUGACUGUCCUGAAGAAGUGAUGAUCAAACGAGUACUGAACCGUAACGAGGGACGACCAGAUGACAAUGAAGAUACCAUAAGAGCACGUCUGAAAACAUUCAGAGCUGUGAGCUUUCCUGUAAUUGAAUACUAUGCCAAGAAAGGGAAGGUUUACAAGAUUGAUGGUACCGGAACAGCGGAUGAGAUAUUUGAACGAGUCCGCCCCAUUUUCUCAGCAUUUAGGUAAGAAGGGUGUACAUGAAUAGAUUCAAUCUUGUCCAUGAUUGUUGGUGCACAUGAACAAAUGAAUGGUUUUUGACUUGGCAGCCCGGUGCACAAAGCGUCACCGUGCUUCGCGAGGGUCUAGGGAAGGGUCCCACAGUUAUGGUUUCUUGAUGUUCCUAACAAUAAAGGAUCCAUGGGAUCACAUACAAAUUUACUUAUUUUCUGUGCAUAAUAUGUUUACCUUCAAUGGAGGUUAAACAGAGUGGCUUUUAGCCUUUUACUCUAGCUGUUCUUGAGUGUCCAUUUAGAGAGAAAUUGAAUUGAAUAAUUUUCAGUCUGUUGGCAUUCAAUGACCCUUUCUUUUUACCCUAAACCUUUUACCCUGGCCUUGUACUUCCCCAGCUAGUGUAAGAAAAAAAAUUACACCACAGAU
Messenger RNA from Cuscuta campestris, 1401 nucleotides. The record is from the annotation of a GenBank genome assembly. Lineage: Eukaryota; Viridiplantae; Streptophyta; Magnoliopsida; Solanales; Convolvulaceae.